CUGGGGCUUACCGGCUUGGCGCGGCGGAGGCGGCGGCGGCUGGGAGAGCGUUCGGCGGGGUAUCUUCGUCGUAUUGCCUGAGAGAAGCGGAGUCUGCGAGGUGGUGUGCAUCAUGUUCUCUUUCAACAUGUUCGACCACCCGAUUCCCAGGGUCUUCCAAAACCGCUUCUCCACACAAUACCGCUGCUUCUCUGUGUCCAUGCUAGCAGGGCCUAAUGACAGGUCAGAUGUGGAGAAAGGAGGGAAGAUAAUUAUGCCGCCCUCAGCCCUGGACCAACUCAGCCGACUUAAUAUUACCUAUCCCAUGCUGUUCAAACUGACCAAUAAGAAUUCGGACCGCAUGACGCAUUGUGGCGUGCUGGAGUUUGUGGCUGAUGAGGGCAUCUGCUACCUCCCACACUGGAUGAUGCAGAACUUGCUCUUGGAAGAAGGUGGCCUGGUCCAGGUGGAAAGUGUCAACCUUCAAGUGGCCACCUACUCCAAAUUCCAGCCUCAGAGCCCUGACUUCCUAGACAUCACCAACCCCAAAGCCGUAUUAGAAAACGCACUUAGGAAUUUUGCCUGUCUGACCACCGGGGAUGUGAUUGCCAUCAACUAUAAUGAAAAGAUCUACGAACUUCGUGUGAUGGAGACCAAACCUGACAAGGCAGUGUCCAUCAUUGAGUGUGACAUGAACGUGGACUUUGAUGCUCCCCUGGGCUACAAAGAACCCGAAAGACAAGUCCAGCAUGAGGAGUCGACGGAAGGUGAAGCCGACCACAGUGGCUAUGCUGGAGAGCUGGGGUUCCGCGCUUUCUCUGGCUCUGGCAAUAGACUGGAUGGAAAGAAGAAAGGGGUGGAGCCCAGCCCCUCCCCAAUCAAGCCUGGAGAUAUUAAAAGAGGAAUUCCCAAUUAUGAAUUUAAACUUGGUAAGAUAACUUUCAUCAGAAAUUCACGUCCCCUUGUCAAAAAGGUUGAAGAGGAUGAAGCUGGAGGCAGAUUCGUCGCUUUCUCUGGAGAAGGACAGUCGUUGCGUAAAAAGGGAAGAAAGCCCUAAGCGAGGACUGUUGGCUGACUGGAAAAUAAUAAAAGAAUCAGUUGCAACA
Molecule: messenger RNA, 1085 nt
Organism: Rhinopithecus roxellana (golden snub-nosed monkey)
Lineage: Eukaryota; Metazoa; Chordata; Mammalia; Primates; Cercopithecidae
Gene: UFD1
Product: ubiquitin recognition factor in ER associated degradation 1
Exons: 12
Coding region: 113-1036 (307 amino acids)
Cellular component (GO): VCP-NPL4-UFD1 AAA ATPase complex
Molecular function (GO): polyubiquitin modification-dependent protein binding
Source: RefSeq, a predicted model, not a curated record